AUGUCUGAAAAUGGAGAAGAUGUUGAAGAAAUAAAUCUAGAUGAAGAUGAAGACGUAUAUGUACCAAACGAUACCACGUUAAAUGCCAAUGCAACAAUACUCCAAAAUAUUGUAAAUAACUAUAAUUUAAUUGUAUAUUCUAAGCCAGCUCAAUUAGUAGGGUGCUUUGUUAGAUUAUCAAUUCCAAAAUCGUUUCUACCCCUUUCAAUACAAACAGUUUUAGGUUUCUUUUCUUCAGAGAACAUUUUAGAUAUAGAUUUCGAGCUGGAUGGCUUUAAUUGGAAAAAGAAACCCAUAUCUUUAGAUGUAUCACAUCCUAUAUACAAAAAGCAAUAUAUUGGUCGAGUUUACAUAGAAUCCGUAAUUAAUAAAUUUUUCUCAGAAAAUUACAAGCCAAAGCAAUACUAUAAGUCUGCAGUGCUAAUUCUUUCAUCUCCUGGUACUUCUGAUAGCACAUUAGUUAAUAAAUUAAGUAAUGAGGGUUAUGAUCUAAUUGCUGUUGAAAAUGUAUUAAAAUACUUCAAUAAUAACUAUGAAAAUGCUCAGAAGUUCUUGAUGACAGGAGAAUGCAAUGAAAAUCAUCAACAUAUUGCCUUUGAAUACAAUGAUUGUCCACUUUUAUAUUUAACUCUUGAAAUUUGUGAAGCAUUCUUAGGAAUUUACAAUCACUGCAUCAUUUGCGGCGAUGAAAUCGAUAUGCCAGGCAUAAAACCAACAACUUGCAAAAAACAACUUUGUAAUUUCACAUUUCAAGAGCUUGGAGUCGGAAAUUCGCUAUAUUCUGAAAUACAAAGAGAUCAGAAUGUUGCUGAUUUGCUUCUUACGUUGUUUGCAUGCGCAUUAGAUGAUAAAUAUUAUUUACCAUGUCCAACUGAGUUCGAAUUGACAAAAAUGAAAGAGAUAUUCCAAGAAUUACCUUCUCUUAAGACAAUUAUGGAGAAUUGCCAAAACGAUAAUGACAUUCAAAAAUUUAUUGGUGAUGAACCCUUUAAUUUAGUCAAAUGGAUCAUUCUUUCAAAUAGAGCGCAGAUAUAUUGUCUUCCUAACACCCUCAAACCAUCUAUUUUUAACAAAGACUGCAUCAUGUUCAUGACUUUUCUUUCAUCACCACAAAAAGAUGAAAAUUUCAACAAAUUGAAGAGUUCUUAUGGAUCUACAUUCCUAUUCCAUGGUUCUCACCUUACUAGAUGGCAUUCAAUUCUUAGAAAUGGUUUGGUCAACGCAACUGGCACAAAUAUGGAAGUAAACGGUUCAAAGUUCGGUCCUGGCAUUUAUUUCUCACGAGAAUCGGAUGUUUCCCUUCCUUAUGCAAGAAAUUGCGAAAAUAAAUAUAUUAAUUCCGCUCUCGGACGAGUAAUUAGCUUAAUGAGCCUUUGUGAAGUUGCUAAAACACCAGACCUUAAAGAUCAAGGCCGAGUACAUACUUUACAGGAUGCAAAUGCUGUUAUUGUGAGAUUUAUCCUCGUGAAUGUAAAAGGAUCGUAUGAUGUAAUAGCGACACCGCCAAUAGAUAUACCAACCAUAAAGGAUGUCUUGGAAUUGCAAAAAUCUUCAAAUUGA
Molecule: messenger RNA, 1560 nt
Organism: Trichomonas vaginalis G3
Lineage: Eukaryota; Parabasalia; Trichomonadida; Trichomonadidae
Product: NAD+ ADP-ribosyltransferase protein
Exons: 1
Coding region: 1-1560 (519 amino acids)
Molecular function (GO): NAD+ poly-ADP-ribosyltransferase activity
Source: RefSeq, a predicted model, not a curated record